Messenger RNA from Tarenaya hassleriana, 1597 nucleotides. RefSeq lists its product as uncharacterized. NCBI's taxonomy places the organism in Eukaryota, Viridiplantae, Streptophyta, Magnoliopsida, Brassicales, Cleomaceae. The transcript has a single exon. Bases 163 to 1431 code for a protein of 422 amino acids. The record is from RefSeq and is a predicted model, not a curated record.
ACGUCUCUCCUAUCCCCAACGGUCAAAUAAUUCCCAAGAAAUACACCUCCUCCUCUCCCUCCCUCUUCUUCAUCACUCUUCCUUCCUUUCUCUCCCAUACGCUAUUCCAGAACCCUAAUUUUCAAGUAUUUUCUCCGAUACGAAGAUAAGAUCUCUCUGAAAAUGAGUGCAAUUGAACUUCGAGAAGAGUUAAACGCGCCGGAGCUCCAGAUCUGGAACAACGCCGCCUUUGACAAUGGAGAUUCCGAGGAUUCUUACGCCAUCAGGACUUGCUGGCCUAAUCUUCCUCCCGAUUGCGUCCACGAGUCAUUCGAUUCUGAUUGUAGCAAGGAGAAUUAUAUUCCGCCUUCCGUCUUCUCUUCGCUCCAGUCCUCCAUUAACGUCCAAGAGAAGCCACCGAAGGUCGGUUUUGAAGCUCCUUCAGCAAAAGCGAAGACCGUGACGAUCAUGCACUGCACGGAUCAGCAUAAAAAGCGGGAAGAUCGAAACAUUGAUGCGGAGAUCGAGGAAGUAGAAAAGCAGAUCAACCGCUUGUCGGCUAGACUGGACUCGCUCCGCCUCCAGAAGGCCGAGCAAACGGCCAGAAACAUUUCCCUCAGGGGAAGAAUCGUGCCAGCGAAGUUCAUGGAGCCGCAGAAAAAGACAGUCAAGAAUCAUCACGACAUAGCAGAUGCUUUGUUUCCCAGCGCGAAGUCGAAGAUCAAUCGCAGAGGCGUUAGCCUAGGACCUGCGGAGAUUUUCUCAGUCAAAACCAAAACCGAAACGGCGACUCCACUACAGUCGGCGCAGAAUCGUCGCAAGUCGUGUUUCUGGAAGCUUCCGGACAUUGACGAAGGCAAAGUCGUGCCGAAAGGGAGGGAACGAACGAGUCUGAGUCUCAGCCCGAGAUCUCGCAAAGCAGCAUUGGAGGUUGGUGCAGUUAAGAAGCAAGCAGCGACAACAGUGGGAUCUAAGCGACCGGUGAAGAAAGAAGAAGGGAUUCUGUCAAGCAUUCAGCCCAAGAGGCUGUUCAAAGACGGAGAAAAGUCGGUCGGUUUGAAGAAACCGUUGAAACCAGGAAGAAUGGUGGCCAGCAAAUACAAUCAGAUAAGCAAAACGGUGGCCGGUGAGAAAGAUGCACGGAAACGUUCAUUGCCAGAGAACGAAGUGGAGUAUAAGAACAGGUCGGAGAAGAGAAGGGCUUCAGACGAGAAAGAAGAGAAUGUGAAGAGCGAGAGCAGAGUGAAGAGAAGAUGGGAGAUUCCAAGCCAAGUGGUUGUUUACAAGAGUGAGGAGACUCCAGUGGGGAAGGAGCUGCCAAGGAUCAGGACGCUUCGUCUCACAGCCGAGAGCCCCCGUGAUUCGGGUGCAGCCAAGAGGGUUGCGGAAAUGGAAGGCAAAGAGCGCUACUUCGCCUUUUCCCAGUCUCUGAGGUUCGAGGGUGAGGACUGAACUUGAAUGAAAUAUGACAUGAUGUUUACAUGGGAAUUGGGUAAGAAAUUUGUGUCCAUAUAGAGCUGGCCUGGCCAUAUAGAGCAUUGGGUCCUUAUUGAUCCAUGUAAUGGCAAUUGCUGAAAAUUCAAGAAUAAUAAACGUUUACUAUAUUUUGUUUGGCCAA